Molecule: messenger RNA, 378 nt
Organism: Penicillium digitatum Pd1
Lineage: Eukaryota; Fungi; Ascomycota; Eurotiomycetes; Eurotiales; Aspergillaceae
Product: MICOS complex subunit Mic12 family protein
Biological process (GO): cristae formation
Cellular component (GO): MICOS complex; mitochondrial crista junction
Source: RefSeq, a predicted model, not a curated record
AUGGGCUUCUUCACGGGCUUUUUCAGCGGCUUUGCCUUCACCUCAUCCGUUCUCUACAUUACCGUCCAAGUUCAUCGCUCAACACGCGUAUCACAGCGCAAAGCCAUCCACGCGCAAGUCGAGCAAAUAGACUGGUUGACCUCAUCCGCUGGCGCCUAUGAUCGGCGCUUCCUACCAGAAGAAGUGCCAAGGUGGCGACGUGAAGAAUUGGAAGCGCAUAAUCAACCCGAGCCGACAAUGAAGGAGACACUCAAGCACAAGUGGAACAAGGAAGUGGAGGUCUUGACGAGAAAGGCCCAUGAGACGACAUGGGAGGACGUGAGAGAUGCUGCUGCGGAUAGCUGGAAGGCUGCUGCACGAUUAGUGAAACGGGAAUGA